UCUCGAGCGGUGAAAGAGAGAGGUGCGGACGCUCUCGCCUCGCUCACAUUCUCUCUCACUUUCUCUACGUUGGAAAAACCACAAGAAGAAGAAGAAGCAGAAGAAGAAGAAAAAGAAGAAGAAGAAAAAGAAGAAGAAGAAGAAGAAGAUGAGAGAGAGGAAGAAAAAGAGAGAAAAUAUAGAUAAUUGAGAGACAAAGAAAAACAAAAGUGAGAGAAAGUGAGAGAGAGAUAGAGAGAGGAAGUGAGUGAGAGAGAGAGAGAGAGAUAGAGAAAGAGAGCAAAUUUUCUCUCCUUCUCUCUCUCUUUUCUCUCACCAUGGGAAUUUUUACCUCCAAGAAGAAAGAAGCGUCCUUCGAGGGAGAGGAAAUAAGCUUCGACCACUUCCAAGUCUUGAGAGCCAUCGGUCGGGGGAGCUUCGGCAAGGUGUGCAUCGUGCAGAAGAAGGACUCCAAGCAGAUGUUCGCGAUGAAGUACAUGAACAAGGCGCAGUGCGAGGCACGAGACUCUACGCACAACGUCUUCCGGGAGAUCGAGAUUCUGGCCUCGCUCAACCACCCCUUCCUCGUCAACCUCUGGUACAGCUUCCAAGACGCGGAGGACAUGUUCACGGUGGUUGAGCUCCUCCUUGGCGGGGACCUUCGCUACCACCUCCAACAGGGCGUCACCUUCUCAGACGAGGCCGUGAGACUGUACGUUCUCGAGGUGGCCAGCGCCCUCGCCUACCUGCAUCAACGGAACAUCAUACACAGGGACAUCAAACCCGACAACCUUCUGCUGGACGAGGAAGGUCACGUGCAUUUGACCGACUUCAACAUCGCGGCCGUGGUCAGGUCAGGUCAGCUGGUCACCUCCAUCUCCGGCACCAAGCCUUAUAUGGCGCCCGAGGUCCUGGAGUGCGCCGCGGAGUGCCCUGGCUACACGUACUCUGUUGAUUGGUGGUCCCUGGGCGUGGCAGCGUAUGAGGUCAGGCGUGGGAAGCGGCCCUAUGACAUCCACAGUGCCACGCCCCUCGCUGACAUCCGCACCCUGUUCCUGAACCCACUUCGAUUCCCGGCCGACAGUCACCCAGGCCUUGUACAGCUUAUCAAUAGGCUUCUGACGGUCAACCCACGAGAGAGAGUUUCCAGCUUGGAGGAGGUUCAAGCUGUCCCCUUCUUCGGCGAGAUCAAAAUGGAAGAUGUCAUAGCAAAGCGGAUCCAACCCCCUUUUGUGCCUCCGAAGGACCACCUGAACUGUGAUCCAACGUACGAGCUUGAGGAGAUGAUCAUAGAAUCCAGACCCCUGCAUAAGAAGCGGAAGAGGUUAUCGAAGCAGAAAUCCCUCACACACACCUCGCAAUCUGGCAACACUGAGGCGGAGGAGGAGAGAUACGGAGGGAUGCUGGUCUUCAACAGGGAGAUGGAGGAGGCGAGGAAGGAGAGGGAGAGAAGGGAGAGAGAAUGGCAGGAAGAGUUGGAGGAGUCGAUGCGGCUGUCUGAUCCAACAGGCCAUGGUUGUUCCUUCAGCGGGUCACAAUGCAACACACCGGUCAAGAAGAGGUCAGGAGGUCACAAGGUCAAAGGGGGUAGGUCAGGUCACGCCCCCCCUUCGCCUCCCAUCACCCCCCCUCUCACCGUGACCUCAGAUGACCCCGCUCCAGUGACCCGGUGCUCCGUGACCCCUGCCAACGUGAGAGCGAGGAUUGCGGGGUCGCCCAAGGUCAAAGUGAGGGGGUCAACCGUUACCAUAGAGUCCCCGAGGUCAUCGUCAUCACUGAGCAAGGCCAGCACACAACAGCUCAAGGAGCGUCUGAAGGAAUUGCAAGCGGACCAGCGGCAGACCAAGCCCGACUCCGAGGCCUCUGACGUCACAAGGAGCGACGACGUCACGAGAAGCGAUGACGACACACUCAGCGGCAGCCAAUCACAACGCAGCUCCGGGAACCUGUCCACCGCCAACCACCAAUCAGAGGCCGAGUUGGAGUUUGCGGCGACCAAUCAGCUUCCAGAAUUGAGGAAAAUGACGAAAUAUGAAGAAAUGAAGGGAGAGGAAGAGGAAGAAGAGAGAGAAAUGGAGGUAAAAGGGAGAGAAAAGGGAGAGAAAGAGAGAGAGAAGGGAGAUAAGGAGAGAGAGAAGGGAGAUAGAGAGAGAGAAAGAAAAGGAGAGAGAAAAAAGGAUGGAGGAAAAAGAGAAAAGGAGGAGGAAGAGGAGAGAGAGUUACCUCCACCUCCUCCUUCCCCUCCUCCUCCUAUUCCUCCUCCUCCUCCUCCUCCUCCUCUUCCUCCUCCGAGUAAUAAUAAUAAUAAUAACAAUAAUAAUCAUAAUAAUAAUAAUAAAAUAAAUAAAAACGAAGAAAAGAGAAAUAGAGAGAAAAUGAGAUAAUAGCUUUUUAUUAUUAUUAUUAUUAUUAUUAUUAUUAUUAUUAUUAUUAUUAUUAUUAUUGUAGUAGUAGUUGUAGUAGUAGUAGUAGUAGUAGUAGUAGUAGUAGUAGUAGUAGCUUUCAUAUAUGCAAUUUAUACUACUGUGAGAGAGAGAGAGAGAGAGAGAGAGAGAGAGAGAGAGAGAGAGAGAGAGAGAGAGAGAGUAAUAAUACGCUCAAUUUUAUGACAAUCGUAUAAAUAUUAGGAAGAGGAGGAGGAGGAGGAGGAGGAGGAGGAGGAAGAAGAAGAAGAAGAAGAAGAAGAAGAAGAAGAGGAAGAUGAGAAAACAAAAACAAAAAGAAAAAGGAACAUCAAGAAGAAGAAGAAGAAGAAGAAGAAGAGUUUACAAGCAUUCACAUAGCAUAACAUAAUGUGUGUGUGUGUGUGUGUGUGUGUGUGUGUGUGUGUGUGUGUGUGUGUGUGUGUGUGUGUGUGUUCUUACUUC
Eriocheir sinensis (Chinese mitten crab) is the source of this 2846-nucleotide messenger RNA. RefSeq names its product serine/threonine-protein kinase 32A-like. The coding region runs from base 318 to 2363 and encodes 681 amino acids. NCBI's taxonomy places the organism in Eukaryota, Metazoa, Arthropoda, Malacostraca, Decapoda, Varunidae. The transcript has 13 exons. Gene Ontology annotation, molecular function: G protein-coupled receptor kinase activity; G protein-coupled receptor binding; ATP binding. Gene Ontology annotation, biological process: G protein-coupled receptor signaling pathway; protein phosphorylation; regulation of signal transduction. The record is from RefSeq and is a predicted model, not a curated record.